This is a messenger RNA of Entelurus aequoreus (snake pipefish), 4587 nucleotides long. It is a transcript of the gene mapkbp1, whose product is annotated as mitogen-activated protein kinase binding protein 1. The record is from RefSeq and is a predicted model, not a curated record. Gene Ontology annotation, molecular function: protein binding. Bases 291 to 4478 code for a protein of 1395 amino acids. Lineage: Eukaryota; Metazoa; Chordata; Actinopteri; Syngnathiformes; Syngnathidae. The transcript has 30 exons.
AACACAGACGUCACGACAAAGAUCGUCCCAGUGCGAACUGUGACUUUACUUUGAAAGUCCAACCGGAAACGCGUGUGUCGUGGCCGCAGAGUGACCGAGAGGCUGCUUCUUCUGCUCCUUCUUCUUCUUAUUCUCCUUCUCCUUCCCCCAGCUGACCACCAUGCGGAACCGCAGCCAACGACCGGAAGCGCUCCACCACACGUGCUGACGCCGCAGGUUCGGCUGAGCUGACGGCGGAUGGGCCGCAGUCGUCAUGCGGGAGAAGGCUGCUCGCUAGCCGGGGAGCUAAGAUGAGCACCGACGGAAGUGGCGCGAUCAGCCGCCGCAUCAAGAACCUGUCAAUCAAGCUGAGGGGGCGGGGCCGAGACGCGCGUCAGCAGCUGGACGCCAAGGUGACCCUGGAAAAGGUCCUGGGCAUCACAGCACCUGGCAACCGAGCGCUGUCAUGUGACCCUCGGACUGGACUAUUGGCGUAUCCCGCGGGGUGUGUGGUGGUCCUGCUGCAUCCUCGCAAGAACAAACAAUGCCACAUUUUCAACACGUGGAGGAAGACCAUCACCACGCUGGCGUUCUCCCCGGACGGCAAGCACGUGGUCACCGGCGAGAGCGGCCACUUGCCAGCGGUGCGCGUGUGGGAGGUGACGAGCGGCGCCCAGGUGACCAAGCUCCAGGAGCACAAAUAUGGCGUGGCCUGCGUGAUCUUCUCUCCCAACGGCAAAUAUAUCAUCAGCGUGGGAUACCAGCAUGACAUGAUGGUCCACGUGUGGAACUGGAAGAAAGACGUGGUGGUGGCCGCCAACAAGGUGUCCAGUAAGGUGACGGCCGUCUCCUUCUCACACGACAGCUCCUACUUUGUGACGGCAGGAAACCGUCACCUCAAGUUCUGGUACCUGGACCACAGUAAGACGUCCAAGGGGAACGCCACCGUGCCUCUGCUGGGGCGUUCAGGGCUGCUGGGAGAACUCAGGAACAACUUCUUCUGUGACGUGGGCUGUGGGCGGGGCCAGCAGGCGUCCUUCACCUUCUGCAUCACUACCUCGGGUCUGCUGGUCCAGUUCGACCAGCGCCGCCUGCUGGACAAGUGGGUGGAGCUCCGGGCGGCACAGGCUACUUGUUUGUGCGUCACGGACCAGCUGAUUUUCUGCGGUUGCUCCGACGGCGCCGUGCGCGCCUUCAGCCCCCUGACGUUGCACUUCAUCUGCACUUUGCCCCGCCCACACUUCCUGGGCGUGGACGUUGCUGCAAUGACCGACAUCAGUCAGCUGUUCUCCUGCAGGGCGGACGCGCGCUAUCCUGACACGGUGGCCGUGACCUACGACCCCAGCAACCACUGGCUGUCGUGCAUCUACAACGACCACAGCGUCUACGUGUGGGACGUGGGAGACCUCCGGCGGGUGGGCAAACUCUACUCGGCGCUCUACCACGCCUCAUGUGUGUGGAGUCUAGAGGUGUUUCCCCAGGAGGGCGGGGUCACGGGAGCAGAAAAGCUGGUCUUGGCCCCGGGCUGCUUCCUGUCCUGCUCGUCAGACAACACCAUCCGUGUGUGGACCGUAGACGGGCGCCACUCCUUGCAGGCCAACGUUUUGAGCCAUGAUCUGCACACGGUCAUCUAUGUGGACCACAAUGCGGCCAGCCUCCUGGACACGGACAGUGUCUCAGUCGCUGAGGGCCCACAGUGCGAGCAGAGUCGCGGGGGAAUCAGGACCCUGCGGAUCAGUCCUGAUGGACGCCACCUGGCCUCAGGAGACCGCAUGGGUGUCCUCAGGGUCCUAGACCUGCACGCCAUGGAGGAGAUUGUCAACGUUCAGGCGCAUGACUCUGAGAUUCUUAGUCUGGACUUCUCCCAGGCGGAGACAGGCGUCCACUUUUUGGCCACGGCCGGUCGAGAUCGCCUCAUCCACGUGUUGGACGCGGCGGCGGACUACCGUCUGGUCCAAACACUGGACGAACACUCCUCGUCCAUCACCGCCGUCAGAUUCGCUGCCAGCGGGGGCAAAGUGCGACUGAUCAGCUGCGGCGCGGACAAGAGCGUCUACUUCCGCAGCGGCCAAGAGACGGACCACGGUCUGGAGUUCACUCGGACGCACCACGUGGCGAGGAAGACCACGCUCUAUGACAUGGACGUGGAGCCCACCAGGAAAUAUGCCGCCAUUGGCUGCCAGGACCGCAGCAUCAGGAUCUUCAACAUCAGCAACAGCAAACAGAAGAAGAUUUUCAAAGGCUCUCAGGGAGAAGAUGGAACGCUCAUCAAGGUCACCAUCGACCCCUCGGGUCUCUACAUCGCCACUUCCUGUUCCGACAAGAGCAUCAACAUCUUCGACUUGUACUCCGGCCAGUCUGUGGCCACCGUCUUUGGACACUCAGAGGUGGUGACUGGCUUGAAGUUCAGCAACGACUGCACACGCCUCAUCAGUGUGUCAGGAGACAGCUGCAUCUUCGUGUGGCGUCUGAGCCCACAGAUGACGCUGAAGAUGCAGCAGCGGCUGGCUGACCUAAGACCCUCCCUCUCGGGUGGCGUGUCCCACAAUGCACCUCAGCGGGCGGCAAAGUUCAGGGAGGCGGAGUGUCCCCCCCAUGCCAUGUCUUCUGACAGCGAGGAGGAGGAGGAGGAGGAGGAGGAGGAGCCAGCUGGUCUCAGCAGGGUGGAGGAGAACGCAGCUGACACGUCACAUGACAGGAAGUCAGGCUGCAUGAUGCCUCCUUCAGAAGGACGACUCCCUCGGCGCCGCUGGUCCAGGAAGUCGGGCGGCGCCGGCGAUGUUCUGACAGUGAAGUCCAUGUUGGACCUGAGACAACUGGAUGCGGAGACCGAGACGCUCUGCAGUAGUGGCAGCCCGAUGGGGACCUGGGUCUCAGGGGCUGGGCUUCACAAGACCAAUCAGCUGAAAGGAAGUAGCAUCAGUUUGCAGGUGGAGCAUGUGGAGGUAAGGACCAAUCACAGACCGGACUUCAUGUCCAAUCAGAGCCCAGAGAAGGAAGAGACAGUGUUGUUUCCCGACCAGUGGGAGGAGAGCAUGAGCAGUGACUUUGAGGUGAAGGGGACGUGUAGUGUAGCUGUAGCUGGACAGCGGGACAAACCGAGCCCAGACAGUGGCUGCUCGCUCAGAUUCAAUUCCAGAACCUCAAGUCCACACCCGGGAGCAGAAGACUCGGAACAGCUCAGUGAGGACGGCGACUCGCUGGACGACGAGGUGGACGCUGGACUCGUCCCUCAGACUCCGGACCAGGAAGCCUUCCUGAAGAAACACUUUGUCACGCUGGCCGACGUCGCAGGUGACUCUGCUCCGAGUCCAAAGGUGCACGUGACACAUGUGUCUAUUGUUUUGGCAGACGGACCGAGCAGAACCGCUCACAGCUCCAAUGAAAGCCUCAGCAUCUCGUCCAAGUUCCUCUCCCAGAACUCUGCUGCAAGUCGGAUCGUACCUUGGUCUCAGACCGGGUCGGAAGCCAGGGAGAAGAAGUCCCGUCCUCUGGUCUCUGAGGUCCAUCAUUUGAGGGACGAGAACAAGGACCAGUGUCAAAAGGAAAGUCGUCUUCUGGAGGAUGAGGUGCAGGACCUCCACAGCAAGAAGGUGGUGGAGUCGAGAAAGGAAGUGGGAGUAGUCUUCCAGGCGGUGGAGCCAGACUGUGUCUCACCUUUGCCCUCUGGUCUGUGUGGAGGCGUGUCUCUUCAACGUCCCACUAGCCUCCCAUCUGGCCCCCGCCGCCACUUCGCCUCUUCUCCCCACCAGGAAAGUGUUGCCAUGACCACGCUCAGGAAGCCCUCCCCAUGGGCGGGGGGGUCGCGCUCCUACAUGAGCCCCACCACCAGCUCCAUGGCCAAGAUGUCCCGCUCCGUCUCGCUGGGCGACGCCCUGGACCGAGCCUCCUUGGACCCUUCGGUGGGGGCGACGGGGGCCGGGUUCUCCUGUCUGAUUACCCCUCAAGCCACGCCCCCACAAGCGGCCCCCGCUCCAGUUCUAGUCAGCUGUCCUUUUUCCUCCCCGAGUUGGCAGGGAAACCAGCCCACCCCGUCCCCUCGCUUCCUCCACGCUCGUUUGCCAGCGGCGCCACUUCCCGACAAACCUUCCAUCAAGACCGCCCCCUCUGGGCCCCCUCCCGUCCCUGGCCCCACCCUGCUGGAGGAGGCUGGCGGCGGCACGAAGCCAAAGGACGACGCAGACCGGCCAAUGAGCGUGGAGGAGUGCCAGGCGCUGACCAGUGAGCUGCUGAGCUGCUUCAAGCGAGCCACACACCUGUACAGGAAGAUGAGCGCCUCCUGUUCCGAAGACUCCACCCCCGAGCAGAGUCACGUGACCCAGCACCUAUCAGAGGCCCUUCAGGCCAUGAGGGCGGAGCUUGAGUCUCUGCAACUGGGGUCUGGCGGGGGGCUUUUGGAAGUGGCGGGCCAAGAACGGACGGCGGCGUUGCUGGAGGAGUACUCGCUUCUGCUGCUUCAAGCGGUCAACCGGAAGCUCCGCCCCCUGGAGGACACCUAGACCCGCACCUUUUACACCUGACUUCCUGUGUGAAGAAGGCGCAAAAAACACUGUCUGCCGUUUGAACAAACUUUGGUGGAAACCAUUUUGAAAUAAAUGUGCUGCUUCC